Molecule: messenger RNA, 2411 nt
Organism: Pungitius pungitius (ninespine stickleback)
Lineage: Eukaryota; Metazoa; Chordata; Actinopteri; Perciformes; Gasterosteidae
Gene: tssc4
Product: tumor suppressing subtransferable candidate 4
Exons: 3
Coding region: 1-1092 (363 amino acids)
Source: RefSeq, a predicted model, not a curated record
AUGUAUAAUCUACAUCAAGAUUUAUCUCAAACAGAGGAGCAGUGUGCUGGGACUUGGCCUCCUCAGUGUGAGUCUGCAGACCAACGGACCCACAACAACAACAACAACAACAACAGAAGCCAACACCUGGUCAUUGAUUUAAGCAAGCUGCUCAGCCCUGUUGUUAAAAUGUGUGAUCAGAAAAAUAGCGGAGAGACACUAAACAGGGAGGAUGAGGAUGAGCUGUCAGCCAGUGAUGACUCUGACCCUGAAGAAAUACCCAGCAGUGCUCCCUUCGACCCAGAGCUGGACGACGACGACGAUGAUGAUGAUGAUGGCGGGGAGGUUGAGAUUUUCGCUCCAACUUCUGGACACAUAGCUCAGACUCCUUUCAAUCUGAAAGGAGGGAGCUCAGCUUUCUCCAACCGCAGCCACAGUAUCUUUGAAUGCCUGGACAGUGUUGCCCGGCUGGCCUCCUCCUCUAUGAGCCAAGAUAACAGCACAGAUGGAGUGUUUGCUCGUCCUCUGCCUCCAAAGUCCCUGAGGAAAACAAGCCAGCCUCAGUCCAUCUGCCCCACACCAGCAAAGAAGAGAGGGGUCCCGGACUACUUGGUGCACCCUGACCGAUGGACCCACUACAAUCUGGAAGAUGUGGAAGAGACUAGCGACCAGGACAACAGAAAGGCGGCUCACCAAUUUCUGUCCAGUCUGCAGCAGAGGAAGCAGCAGCAGGAGAGCCAGAGUGACCCUCCUUUUAACGUUCAGCAGAAGAUGCUCUUCUCCAGACCCGGCAAGCUGCCAAAGGAACAACCUUCUGAUCAGCGUUUGGCUGUCAGCGGCAAAGAGAAGGAGACACGGCUCAGUCAUCUAGUCGAGGAGGUCGAGGAUGAGGAGGGCACAGAGAAAGAGAUGGCUGGAAGAAGACCUACAGACCAGAGUGUCGAGGAAGAAAACGACCUGAGGGGAGCUGUUGCUCCACCAGUGGAGAAUAAACGGGUGCAGACAGAAACAUUCGAGGAGGAGAAGAUGGAAGAGGCCAAACCAGCCUUUGUUCCCUUCAGGAAGACGAAGCGUGUGAACUACAGACAGAGCGCUGGGCGAGACGACAACUGAGUGCACCACAUCUCUGUGAUGCUUCACAGUUUCACAAUAGUAAUGACAGAUUUCAAUAUAAUGGAAGACUGUUGUCUAUUCAAAUGUGCUGAUUUAACUGUUUUAAUCCAGUCCACAUUCAGUGAACCUGAACCUUGUGAAAAAAACUCAACACUUCCUGACCUCUGUGGUUGAACGUUAAAAGCGUCCUUUACCUCUGAGCCCCACCCAACUCCUCCCAAGAGUGUAGUUGGAAAUGUGUGCUGCUGCACCCAUUACCACAUCCAACUGGGAUGUAGAUUAAACUGUUCAUCUGUUCUGAUGUCAGCAUGCUGGAUAAAUAGCUUACCACCCAGUGAGGUUUUACCUCCACACUGGUGGAGUGUUUUGUUAGCUGUCCACUUGUUGUGGGGUUUUUUUAAUGUUAAAAAUACCCUUGUGUGAUUCUCCUUAUUGAAAGAAAUAUACAGGAAACAUUAAAAAGGUCAGCAGAAAAAAAACAUUAGUGAAGUAAACUUCACAUUCAAUUUGAUUUAUAUUCCCUUGUUGCCAGUUGUGUAUUUUCAAAUUGUCUCAAUUAAAUUUUGAUUUUUAUUUGGCAUCCUUUCAAAAUAAAUUUAGGCUGUUUUUUGUGUUAAGAAAAUCCCAAAUGUUUCUAAGGACCUGACAAAAGAACAGCUUUAAGAUGUACAUAAUUUACUGAAAGCCAAGCGAUUAAGUAUAAGAUGAACAUUCCUUUGUUUUGGAUUACCUUUUUGUGCUAAACCUUCAUAACUGCAGUCAGGAUUCCAUUCCCGCAUUGUGUCCACAUUUGGAGGUAUCACAUAGAAAGUGUAUUGAAAUAACAACUUACAACAAUUGAAUGAAACCUGGCUUGUAUCAUCACCCCAUCAUCCCAAAGGGAUAGCUGAUAUUAAACAUAUAACCAGAGUCAGGUUUUUAGCUACAGCACAGAUCCAGCACUGGAGCAAAGUGCAGCAGCAAGACUAUUUUAGACAUAUAUGAAGCAGGGAGGGGGGAUCCUGCAUUCUGGUAAAUGGAAAAAACAAAACUCAGGCUGCAAGUGAAUGUUCAAAUGAUCAUGGUACAUGCGACCAGAAUGCAGUUAGGCUUUCGGUAAGGCUUGUAAUAUUUAAAAUAUGUUAAUUUAAUGAGACAUUAUGCAGCUUUUCUCACCAGAAAAAAAACUCAUCGUUCUCUGCAAAGAUGAUACAAACAAGUAUCUAUCUCCACCUAAAAUCCCAAAGUUUCAUUGGAAGUCCUGUUCGGAAGUGUGUUGUUCAGGGCUAACAUUGAAUGCAUUUCCUCCCUGAAAAAUAAAUACCCAAUUAUUAACAUUA